This is a messenger RNA of Aspergillus chevalieri, 1047 nucleotides long. Its product is annotated as zinc-dependent alcohol dehydrogenase family protein. The record is from RefSeq and is a predicted model, not a curated record. Gene Ontology annotation, molecular function: zinc ion binding; oxidoreductase activity. The transcript has 3 exons. Bases 1 to 1047 code for a protein of 348 amino acids. NCBI's taxonomy places the organism in Eukaryota, Fungi, Ascomycota, Eurotiomycetes, Eurotiales, Aspergillaceae.
AUGGCGACAAUGAAAGCCCUGGUGUAUACCGCCCCCGGCACGAUCGAGCUGCAAACCCGGCCGAAGCCCACGAUCGAAGCCCCGACCGAUGCCAUUAUUCGUAUCCAACAUGCUUCCAUCUGCGGCACGGAUUUGCACAUCCUCAAAGGCGACGUGCCCUCGAUCCAGCCCGAGCGGAUCCUAGGUCACGAAGGUGUCGGGAUCGUGGAGGAGAUCGGUGCUUCCGUGAGCAAGUUCGCCGUCGGGGAUCGGGUGUUGAUUGCCAGUCAGACGUGUUGUGGAGGUUGCCGGUUCUGCCAGAGAGGGAUUGUGUCGCACUGCGAUGAGGGAGGAUGGCGGUUGGGCCACCGGGUGGACGGGACGCAGGCGGAGUAUGUGCGGAUUCCACAUGCGAACCUGUCGCUGCAUCAGAUUCCAGCCGGCAUCCCGGGUCGGAUUGCGAUCAUGCUGUCGGAUGUGCUCCCGACCGGGAUGGAAUGCGGGACGUUGAACGGCAAGGUGACGCCCGGAGGCAGCGUGGUGAUCAUUGGGGCGGGACCGAUUGGCGUCGGGUGUCUGUUGACGGCGCAGUUGUAUUCGCCGGCGACGUUGGUGAUGGUGGACGUGGACGAGGCACGGUUGGAGCAGGCACGAGCCAUGGGAGCGCAGACGGUCAACACGAGAGCGCCGGAUGCCAAGGAAAGGUUGGACCGACUGACGGACGGACAAGGGUUCGACUCGGUCAUUGAGGCGGUCGGGAUCCCGGCGACGUUUGAACAGGCACAGGAGUUGGUGGCGGUAGGAGGGUCAAUAGCGAAUGUGGGAGUGCAUGGCGUCAAGGUCGAUUUGCAUAUCGAGAAACUGUGGGAUCGGAAUAUCAGCAUCAACAUGGCGCUGGUCAACGCGACAUCGAUACCGCGGCUGAUGCGGUUGGUCCAGAGCGGCAUGCUGGACGUGUCGAGUUUGGUCACUCACUCGUUCCCCAUGGUACAGGCGGACCAAGCGUACAGCACGUUUCAGGCGGCGGCUCAACAUCGGGCGUUGAAGGUAACGAUAGACAUGGAGUAA